Messenger RNA from Melozone crissalis (California towhee), 761 nucleotides. It is a transcript of the gene RND1, whose product is annotated as Rho family GTPase 1. Gene Ontology annotation, biological process: small GTPase-mediated signal transduction. The coding region runs from base 37 to 735 and encodes 232 amino acids. Lineage: Eukaryota; Metazoa; Chordata; Aves; Passeriformes; Passerellidae. The record is from RefSeq and is a predicted model, not a curated record. The transcript has 5 exons. Gene Ontology annotation, molecular function: GTP binding; GTPase activity.
GGGUGCGAGCGCGGGGGAGCCGUGCGCGCCGCCGCCAUGCGGGAGCGGAGGCCGGCACCGGCCGCCCCGGCCCGGUGCAAGCUGGUGCUGGUGGGGGACGUGCAGUGCGGCAAGACGGCCAUGCUGCAGGUGCUGGCCAAGGAUUGCUACCCUGAGACGUACGUGCCCACCGUGUUUGAGAACUACACGGCGUGUCUGGCCAGCGAGGAGCAGCGGGUGGAACUGAGCCUCUGGGACACCUCCGGCUCCCCCUACUAUGACAACGUGCGGCCCCUGUGCUACAGCGACUCGGACGCCGUCCUGCUCUGCUUCGAUGUCAGCCGGCCUGAGACCCUCGACAGCGCCACCAAGAAGUGGAAGACAGAAAUCCUGGAUUAUUGCCCCAACACGCGCGUGCUGCUCAUCGGCUGCAAGACGGACCUGAGGACAGACCUGAGCACGCUGCUGGAGCUCUCGCACCAGAAACAGGCGCCCAUCUCCUACGAGCAGGGCUGCGCGGCCGCCCGGCAGUUGGGAGCCGAGGGUUACCUGGAGUGUUCGGCCUUCACCUCGGAGAAGAGCGUGCACAGCAUCUUCCGCGCCGCGUCCGGGCUGUGCCUGAGCAGCGCCGCCCCGCAGCCUCCGCGCAGCCCCGGGCGCGGCCUCUCCAAGCGCCUCCUGCACCUCCCCAGCCGCUCCGAGCUCAUCUCCUCCACCUUCAAGAAGGAAAAAGCGAAAAGCUGCUCCGUCAUGUGAAGGGGGGAAGGGAUUCACACACACAC